GUUAAAAUUUUGUUCUACGAGUACCUACAUCACGUAAACUGUUAGAAGUGAAUGAUAAGUAAUUGAUUUACUUUAGAAAAGUGAUUUGAAGGUAGUUACUAGAUCGUUGUUAACGCACACAAGUUUUUCGUACUUUGCUGUUUGUAGCCCGUUUCGUAACUUCCCGGGAAGUAAAUUGGUUAAUUGACGUAUUUGUGGACGCAUGCGCUGGAAUAGCGCGCGAAGUGAGCCGCACCGUAAGUGGCUGAGUUCUGUACAGCACGGUUUCGGUCAGAGCCCGCAGUCGCUCGGGGUCCGUGCUCGCACAGUGCCGUCAAGUGUCAUUCCCUGGUGUAUCCGACCCAGAGACGCCGGUCCGCCGACUCUUUAAAACUAACUACACUUCCUAUAAUCGAGUUGGCAUGCCUGGGGGCUUGCUGAGCGGUGGGUCGUACACAUCGCUGGAUCAGGUGUACAGAGGUACAACGUUGCCAAAAAAAAAGGCAGACGCAAAGAAAAUGCUGCGUUUAAAAGCGGUGGCCAAGAAGAAGUUCAAGCCGUUGGUUGACCAGAGCGGGUCUGACAUGACCGAGGUCCUCACCAAGAAUAACUUUGACGAGGACGAAAAGAAGGAUCCGGAGAAAAUGCCAUCCAUGAAUGCUGAGGAGACCGCUCUGCUGGGCAUGGACGACAUCGAGCUGAAGAACAUCCAGCUGGUGUUCCCUUCGGCGCGGCGCUUCAGCGACGGCGCGUGCGCCGAGACGCGCGUGCGCACCGACCGCGGCGAGCUGUGCGUCGCCGUGCAAGGCGACCGCGCCAAGCCCGCCAUACUCACCUACCACGAUCUGGGGCUCAACUAUGUGUGCUUCCAACCGUUCUUCAACUUCGUGGACAUGCGCGCGCUGCUGGAGAACUUCUGCGUGUACCACGUGAACGCGCCGGGGCAGGAGGAGGGCGCGCCCAGCCUGCCGGAGGACUACGUGUACCCGACCAUGGACGAGCUGGCCAACCAGCUCAACUACGUGCUGGGCCACUUCGGGAUCAAGUCCUUCAUCGGGUUCGGCGUCGGCGCCGGCGCCAACAUCCUCGCUCGCUUCGCUCUCGCUCACCCUACUAAGGUGGAUGCGCUGGCGCUGAUCAACUGCACGGCGAGCCAGGCGGGCUGGAUCGAGUGGGCCUACCAGAAGAUGAACAGCCGCUCGCUGCGCGCGCGCGGCAUGACGCAGGGCGUGCUCGACUACCUCAUGUGGCACCACUUCGGACGCUUCCCUGACGAGCGCAACCACGACCUGGCUCAGAUGUACCGCAUGUACUUCACGCGCAACGUCAACCCCACCAACCUGUCGCUGCUCAUCGACGCUUACGCGCGCCGCUCGGACCUCGGCAUCGGCCGCGACGCCGAGACCCUGCGCCCGCCCGUCCUCAACAUCACCGGCGCGCUGUCGCCGCAUCAGGAGGACACGGUCGCCUUCAACGCACGCCUGGCGCCCUCCACCUCCACCUGGAUGAAGAUCUCCGACUGCGGGAUGGUGCUGGAGGAGCAGCCGGCCAAGAUCUCGGAAGCGUUCCGCCUGUUCCUGCAAGGCGAGGGCUACGCGCUGAAGCUGCGGGUGCGCGCGCCAGCUAGUUCCGUCCCGACCCUUGCGUAGACACCUCGCGCCUCUGUCGCCGACGAAGAUCGUCGCGUUCCGGCGGCUGUCGGACGCCGCCGAGCGCCGGCGCUCGUGCCGCCACUCGCCCGUCAUCCGCAUCACCGAGAACCCCAUCUCCGAGGCCGUGGUCUGCUAGGCGCCCGGGCCGGCUCGCGCGAGCGGAGAGCGGAGCACACCCUGUAAAUACAUUGGCGAUUUCGAUUUUUUCCCCGUAUUUAACCCGACGAUGCGGAUAGUUGGCUUCGGAGAUGCCGUACGUUUGGAGGUGCCUGUACCUGGAGGGCCCGUCGAGCCGCUGCGCGCAGCAGCCGCUGGCGCGCUGCGUGGUGCUGCUGGCGCUGCCGCCGCGAGCCGCCGCGAGCCAAGCCGCGCGCAGCUCGCUGGCGCUAAUUCGCUCGCUGCUCCGCUCGCUGCUCGGCGUGCUGUUCUGUUUCAAUAACCUCCGACGUUUAUUCACUAUUAAGUAAGCGCGGGUGGCGCUGCGGCGGCAGUCUGUGGUGUCUGCAACGAAAUUAUAUCAUGACGAUGGUAGCGCGUGCAAUAUCAAAAAUAUGUUUCUUUCUAUCGCGAUCUUUAUAACGAACUGUACUGACGCCAGUAUGUUUGUGAACAGCGCCACCUGCUUUUUUAUUUUUUUCUCAUUUUUUAGAUGUAAGUUAUUUUAUUAAGUUUCCAAAUUUUGUGUGACCGCCUUCCCCUGGGGUUUGAAUGAAAGUGUUUGAAUUAUGCGCGUGAGUGUGCUGCGACCGGCAGGCCGGCCGUCUGAGACGGAAUAAUUUAGUUUUAAUAUAUAUAUCGUGUCGCAGCACCACGCUUACGAGAAUGUGAGGAACGAUAAUAUAAAAAAGGAACCAAAGAUAAUGUAAGUGUACAUAUCCGGAAACGCGCGGGCCGACCCAGUGAGUUGAAGUUAUAUCAGGUGUUAUAAGUUUAAGGAAUUUUUAUUAGAACACACUGACUCACUGACUAUACUAUUACUGUAAUGAUAUACCACUAUCGAGCAUUUAUCGUUAUUCGGUUAGGCUAUCGUCACAUUGGUGUUACUUCAUGCAAGUGUGCGAGGAUCGGCGUGGAUGGUGACUAGAGAUAGAUACGAGGGCUGCGGCGCAUCGCCGCGCGGCCCGCUCGGAGCAGCUGCCAUGACAAUCGAGCAAUUUCCAAUUCAAAAUCGAAGGUUAUUUAUUUGAUUAACUUUUCUAACAAUCUCAUCAACUUCCAUUUGGUUAUUAAAGCUGUAUUUAUAUGUGAACGAACCUUUCUCGCGGCAGCUGCGCGGGCGCGGCGCGCUCCGCCGCCGGGUGCUAUGCUAAGACCAAGACAGUUUUUUGAGAUCGAUCAUUUAAUGACGAGUGUUUUGGAUAUAUUUUCGCUUAGUUUUUUUAAAACGCCUAUUGUACGUCACCUUUUUAAAUAUACUUAGUUUAAUAUUGAUUUUAAAAAAUUGUAAAUCACGGCCUGUACUGUGUAACGGAGUGUUGUGAGUGAUUUAGUUUUGUUUAUCAGUAUUAUUCCCGGGUGAUCACCCUUCUGUUCGGCCGCUUGUAGCCGUUAGCUUGCGCCGCGAGGCCGGUAGCGACGCUUUGUAGAAAUACAAUAAGCGCAUUACGUUCUUAGAUACUACUUACAUUUUAUCAACUUGUAAUUGUUUUGUAGUGAUUCGACUCUAAGUUUACUGAUUUGUGUAAAUUUAAU
This is a messenger RNA of Ostrinia furnacalis (Asian corn borer), 3323 nucleotides long. RefSeq names its product misexpression suppressor of KSR 2 (gene MESK2). The record is from RefSeq and is a predicted model, not a curated record. The transcript has 11 exons. Bases 402 to 1628 code for a protein of 408 amino acids. Lineage: Eukaryota; Metazoa; Arthropoda; Insecta; Lepidoptera; Crambidae.